AUGCUUGUUACGGAAUUCAAUUCAUUCACGGUUGAAGAUAAGCCGGGAGAGCAAUGGAUUCGAUUGAGAGGUAAACACGGUGAGAAGGAAGAGAUCAAAGUUGAAGUUACGAUGUUUGAUGGCUCUGUUCCUGCUGCGAGAUUGGGUAUUGAUGGCAACAGUGAUGAUGUUAAGCUGCACAUCAGCUUGAUUGUUGAUGUCUUAAAGGGGGAGAAUUGCGACAAUGUCUUGGAAUUCAUUUGCUCGACGUGGUCUGAUAGCUUGGAGAUUCAGAAGGUUUUCAUGCUUAAACGUGAUCAGAUGGUGGCAAAGCCUUACAUCGGACCCAAUUUUAAGUAA
Molecule: messenger RNA, 339 nt
Organism: Magnolia sinica
Lineage: Eukaryota; Viridiplantae; Streptophyta; Magnoliopsida; Magnoliales; Magnoliaceae
Exons: 1
Coding region: 1-339 (112 amino acids)
Cellular component (GO): mitochondrial matrix
Source: RefSeq, a predicted model, not a curated record